UAGGCCGUGACGCAUGAAUGUUGUGUCUGCGAGGAUGAUGGCGGACUCAGUAGCGACUGGCCUUGCGGACGAAAAUGAGACCGAAAAUGAGGAUAAAGAGAGGGAGAAACGACUCUUCAGAAAGACGAAGGAACAAGCCGCAUCAGACCUCACAGAAACUCUGGGAUUUUACGAGAGGAAGGCGAAAUACAAAGAGAGAAAGAGCAAUGUGUCAGAUCUCUCUCUGGUGAGGUUUAUCAGUGCUGAGUUGACUAGAGGAUAUUUUCUGGAACACAAUGAGGCCAAAUACACAGAGCGGAGAGAGAAGGUCUACACCUGCCUGCGUAUCCCGAAAGAACUGGAGAAGCUGAUGAUGUUUGGGUUUUUCCUGUGUCUGGAUGUGUUUCUGUACGUGUUCACCCUGCUGCCUCUCAGAGUGUUGCUAGCCUUGGUCCGACUGUUGACACUGCCCUGCUGUGGCCUCAGUGGAUCUCGUAUCUUGCAGCCCGCUCAGGUGUGUGAUGUUCUGAAGGGUGUCAUUAUGAUCCUGUGUUAUUUCAUGAUGCAUUAUGUGGAUUAUUCCAUGAUGUACCACAUGAUCCGGGGUCAGUCUGUCAUAAAACUCUACAUCAUCUACAACAUGCUGGAGGUGGCAGAUCGCUUGUUUUCAUCUUUCGGUCAGGAUAUUCUGGAUGCUUUGUACUGGACUGCCACUGAACCGAAAGAGAGGAAGAGAGCUCAUAUAGGAGUCAUCCCACAUUUCUUCAUGGCUGUUCUCUACGUCUUUAUGCAUGCCAUUCUGAUUAUGGUUCAGGCCACCACACUGAACGUGGCUUUCAAUUCACAUAACAAGUCGCUGCUUACCAUCAUGAUGUCUAAUAAUUUUGUUGAGAUCAAAGGAAGCGUAUUCAAGAAAUUUGAGAAAAACAACCUCUUCCAGAUGUCCAAUAGCGACAUUAAAGAAAGAUUUACAAACUACAUACUCUUACUAAUCGUCUGUCUCAGAAACAUGGAGCAGUUCUCCUGGAACCCAGAUCAUCUAUGGGUGUUGUUUCCUGAUGUUUGUAUGGUGAUCGCUUCAGAAAUUGCAGUGGACGUUGUCAAACAUGCCUUCAUCACCAAGUUUAACGACAUCACGGCAGAUGUCUACAGUGAAUACAGAGCAAGCUUGGCAUUUGAUCUGGUCAGCAGCAGACAGAAGAAUGCAUACACAGACUACAGUGACAGUGUGUCUAGGAGGAUGGGCUUCAUUCCUCUUCCUCUUGCACUAGUGUUGAUCCGAGUGGUGACCAGCUCUGUGAAGAUCCAGGGAUCUCUGUCCAUUGUGUGUGUUGUGCUCUUCUACCUGGGUAUGAUCACCCUGAAGGUGCUGAACAGUAUUGUGUUGUUGGGGAAAUCCUGUAAGUAUGUGAAAGAGGCCAAUAUGGAGGAGAAGUUGUUCCAGAAUCCUCCCUCUGCAGCUCCCAGCAGAGCGUCAAGCAGAGCCCAUAGAACCAAACACACACGAGAACCAGCAGGUGAGCCAGAGGAGGAGGGCUUGUCUGCAUCAGUCACCACUCAGCCCAGCCGAAGUGACGAAUGCCCCGCCCCUCAGCUCCCCACCAGCCAAUCAGAUCAGUUCCUCACUACACCAGAUGAAUCAGAAGAGAAAAGCCUUAUUCAGGACGAUACCGAACUUAAACACAGGGCGCCUAAUAAAGACUUACUUGAGAUUGACCGCUUUACUAUCUGCGGGAACCGUAUCGACUGACAUUGAUGUGUGUAAGAGUGACGCCAGGUUUGCACUGAAUGCCCGCCCUCUCUGCUAGCUGGAUUUGUUUGACAUUUGAGCUCGUUGGAUUGGGACAGCGAGAAACUGCAGGAUAUUUAUUAAUAAGUGAUGCAGCUAAUUUAUUUAAGACUUAAACACAGACGGUCACACACAGUUUUACCCAUCUGGAAUCCACCGGGUGAUGUUUUCAAGAGGUUGGAGAUCAGUGGGGGACGGCUGAUAUCGCGGUAUAUCUUGGUCUGAUGGUCGCUGUGCUUACCUUAGGAAGCAUCGAAUGAGAAAAGGGAUGGAUUACAUUCCCAA
Molecule: messenger RNA, 2053 nt
Organism: Carassius carassius (crucian carp)
Lineage: Eukaryota; Metazoa; Chordata; Actinopteri; Cypriniformes; Cyprinidae
Product: transmembrane anterior posterior transformation protein 1 homolog
Exons: 14
Coding region: 14-1729 (571 amino acids)
Biological process (GO): positive regulation of cilium assembly; maintenance of protein localization in endoplasmic reticulum
Cellular component (GO): ciliary basal body; endoplasmic reticulum membrane
Source: RefSeq, a predicted model, not a curated record